AUACAGCAGCAGAGCAUCAUCACGGAUCAACUUCAGUAUUGUCAGAUUAACCAGGACGACGUUGACAGGAUACCACCAGGGAAGAAACAAGUGAUGGAAAAGUUUUUUCGACCUGUUCAUAGCGCUUGUCCACCAGAUGAAAUGAAGCCCCUGAAGAACCACCAUCACCACCACCACCGAGACCCACGGUCACACAGUUACACAAGGUUUGAUGACAGUGACAGAAACGCUGAUGAAAGUCGAGGAAACCGUCACUACCAUCAACACGGUCACUAUCUCCACGACAGCCCUCAUCAGUUCCCCCACAGUGAGGAGGAUGAGAUACUUUACGACCACGACACGCCUGUAACUCUCUCCAGGGCAUCUUCUUCCUCUCUCUCCUCUUGCUCCUCUUCCUCCUCGUCCUCCUCCUGGUACACAGAAACAAGCGCAAACGAUCCUUUCUCUCUUCGGCACGCUGAGCGUCCACAGCACUCCCUGUCCUGCUCCAACAUCCCAGAUGUGCGCAGGGGUCUCCAGGAGGACGACAGCGCCGAGCCCAUCAUAUUUGCCACGAUUAAACACGGCAAGAAAGACAGCAUUUGCAGCGAGUCGCACGAAAGUGCAAAACCUCGGGGAAAACAAAUGCUCUCUGCCCUUGACCGAGGUCACAGUCGGAGUGAUGAGGGCUUCCUGCGGUGUAAUGAGAGUGGAAAAGAGCGUUCGAGGGCCCCGCACAUGAGCAAUGGGCCUUUGUACAAGACGUCUAGUUUGAAUCGAAGCCUGGCUUUCAGUGAGGAAGACGUGUUUUUAGGGGUCUCCAGGGGCCCCAAGAGGGCAGUGUCCUCCAGCCAGCUGCCCAGCAAAGGGAUCCUCAAGAACAAGGAAAAUCAAAUUGACAUCCGCAAGUCUCGGUCGAUGGAGGUGCUAUCCCCAAGAGUGGCCAAAGGACAAAAUCAGAGUGGGCAGAAUCAGGGGAUCACGCCGGCUGAGCUGGAGAGAGCAAGGGCAAACUUUGUGCAAGGAAAGUUGCAAUUCUCAGCCUUUUUAGAUGAAAUCACAAAACAAGUAAUAAGCCCAUCCGAUCUGACUAUCUUAGGUGUGAAUAACAACAAAGCCACUGGUAAGAAGCCUGCUCCUUCCCCCAAGGCUGACCCAGUCAAACCUCACCUGCCACCCAAGAAGCACAGAGAGGGGACGGCGGAUAUGACAGAGCACCCGCCAAAACUGCCAAACAGGCAGGCGAAAGCCGGCUCCCGUAAACUCUCAGACAGCUCAAAUCCCGACAAGCUGAUGUCAUAUGCAGCCAGGAACCACCACGGCAGCCCUCCACCCCGUCACCACGCUCGCUCUGCCGGCCACAGCAUCUCCCAUGGAGGAGGCCACAAAGACAGGAGGCCGUCCCCCGUCGGAGGCUCUCGGUCAGGAGACAGGCGUGGUCGGCACGGCCCUCAUCUCACGGACGGAACCAGCACCAGCCCGGAACCAGUUCAGCCCAAACAACGCCACCACCGCAAGCAGCAGGCCAGCGCCUUCCACGGUCAGCCGCACACCUCUCAGCAGAAGCCCUCAGGCUCCGAGCACAGGAGGCCCAGUAACUCCCCUCCGUCCUCGGCCCAGAGCGCAGGGCAAGGAGUCGGAUCCGAGUCCUCGUCCACCAAAUCGGACUCCUCCAGGGCCAGAGACACCGCCUCCACGGCCACCAGUCACAGCUCAGAGCAAAGUGGGCGACACUCAUCGCAGCAUGUGGGCGCCCCUCAACAACACAGAGACUUGCUGUAUGAUGUCGACCACUUUCAGGCUCUGCGCGAGGAGAAUGCAGAUCUUCACCAGAACUUGCUGCAGACGGUGGUUUGCAUCGAGAGCCUGGAAGCGGAGCUGCAGAGAACCAGGGAUGAGCUCAGUCAUGUCAAGGACAAAUAUAAAAGCCUUCUGCAGACACACACUGGGACCAAACAGGCCAACAACCUACUGGGGGAGCAUCUGCACAUCGCGUCGGAGAGCCUGAGCAGUGAGAGGAAAUACCUGAUGAACCGCGUUUCUCAGCUGAGCUCAGAGCUGGAGGACGCCAACAGGACCAUCUCAGCCCUGGAGAACAUCAACGUACCGUGUUUGAUAAAGGAGCUGCUGGAGAAGCACUUUGACUCAGUUGAGGCUGUACAAACAUUUGUCACAACCUCCCCACCGACAGACGGCCACUCCAUCCCAGUGAAAGUAACGGAAGCCCCACGCGACUGGCUGACGGACGCAGACGCAGCUCGUGAGAGGGUCACUGCAUUCACGCCAUUCAAACAGCCGGCGAAUGGAGAGAGCCUCUCGGAGCAGCACGAGCGGAGCCACAGCCCCCCUUUCACCGUGGCGGACAUCAGCACCGCCAUCUAUAAAAAGAUAGCAGCCAGCUAUGCGGCCAGGCCCCCGCCUGCGUACCCCCAAAGCCAGCAGCAGGCCCCCCCGAGCGCCCACCACGCCGACCCCGCCUCGCUGGCCCGGGUGGGAGGGGAUAGCUGGGGUGGGAACGAGGACCUGAAGGUCAUGAUUCUGGAGCAGGGAGUGGGGGACGUGAACUCUGCAUUGGCUCAGCAGAUCUUGGAUGAUUUCCUGCAGCAGCUGCAGGUCCAUAAGGAGGCAGGUGCAGGGAAGGAGCAGCAGGGGGGGCAGCAGUGGGAGGGCGGGCUGGAACAAACCGGGAAGCUGACAGACUGAAAACAGCUCAGUGGAUGACUGUACGCCCUGCUGCCACUCGAAAGUUUAAAAAUCUAUGUUUAGUCACAUGUAUCCUGAAUAUUUGUUUGAUGGAAACUCUUGUUCUGGUAAAAUAUUACUUAUUUAUUUAUUUAUUUAUUUAUUUAUUUAUUUAUUUAUUUAUUUAUUCAUUUAUUUAUUUAUUUAUUUAUUUAUUCAUAAUAAUUCACUUUUAGAUUAGGCGCAGGAAUUUAAAAUCAGAUUCAGUGAAGUGACAGGAUUUCCCUGCAGACAAAAUAAAUUUCUUUUUUGGUCACUAUAAAAUAAAGCAAUGUUAUUGUUGGAGUUGAUAUUACAUGGAAAUUAAAAAAUGUAAAUUUUGGACUUAAAAUAACUCCUUAGAAAUUUGUCAAUUUUUGUGUGUGCCUGUAUAUAUUUUUGUGGGCUAUUGAUCACCUUUACAUUUUUUUCCCAUAUUAUUUGCAGACAGGUUAAUUAUGUACAGUCUUAUCUGUGACUUAAUACUCUGUGUUUUAGUCUGGCCACUUUAACAACUUUCAGAGUUAAAAAGAAGAAGAAGAAGAAAAUGUCUGCUUGUCUGACGUUUUUAAUCAAUGUAUGAAGUGUGAAAAAAAUUGAACUGAACAUUGUAGCAUUGGAUAAAAAGUGACAUCCAUUAACACUAUUAAAAGUGCAAGAUGACAAGGUCUCAUGCUUUAUGUAAAUAUUAAUAAAAAUGGAACAUUGUAUUUCUGUAUAUGAUUAAAUUGUAAUACACUUAUUUCAAACUUGACAUUUCUUGCGAUCAUCUUGCCGUCAUCACGCCUUGCCUCUUUUCCUUCAGUUUAAACCUUUUGCUUUAAUCACGAUGAUUCAUCUUACUUCUGCAUGUUUUUCUUCUCAGAAACGACUUCUCACAAUACUUCAACAAUGUACUGGAGAAACACACCACCUGGCUUUUAACGGAUAGCACAGAAAUUACGCUGUUUUACAAACACAUUAACAUGUAGGAGAAGUAUAAUACAUUUAAGUCUUUACUAAGAGGUUUGUUUUUUGGACAGAUGUUUUCUGUAAUUAUUUUGUCAUUGUAUGUGUGUGUGUGCAUAUACACACACACACACACACACACACACACACGCAUGUGUGAUUAAAGUCUGGAGUUUUCAAUAAAGCUAAAUGAAGAAAAUGUAGAGGGUGAUCAUGUACAAGCACUAUGAUGACUGAUGAGUGAAAGUGCUGUUGCAGCAAUAUAAUUUUGUCAUUUCAAUAUUUAUGGCCUCGGUCUCUGCUUAUACUUUCCAAUAUGAGAACAUUUUGUGUAUAUUCAGCUGUUCCACCAAUAAAGAUAAUUAUGUUAAUGCACCAU
Salarias fasciatus (jewelled blenny) is the source of this 4027-nucleotide messenger RNA. RefSeq lists its product as uncharacterized. Gene Ontology annotation, cellular component: trans-Golgi network. NCBI's taxonomy places the organism in Eukaryota, Metazoa, Chordata, Actinopteri, Blenniiformes, Blenniidae. The record is from RefSeq and is a predicted model, not a curated record. The transcript has 7 exons. Gene Ontology annotation, biological process: Golgi organization. Bases 94 to 2682 code for a protein of 862 amino acids.